AUGAUUUCUCGCGCCUUAAAACAGGCCGAACAAAACUAUGCCACUAACGAAAGAGAAUUGCUGGCCAUUGUGUGGGCUUUAGGCAGAUUGCAGAACUUUCUGUACGGUUCUAGGGAAAUUAACAUUUUCACGGACCACCAGCCGCUCACGUUCGCUGUGUCGGACAAGAACACGAAUUCCAAGAUUAAAAGAUGGAAAUCUUACAUUGACCAGCACAAUGCCAAAAUGUUUUAUAAACCGGGCAAAGAGAAUCUGGUGGCGGAUGCCCUUUCAAGGCAAAACAUUAAUGCUCUGCAAGAUGGGCCCCGUUCGGACGCUGCAACCGUUCACAGCGAACUUUCCCUGACCUACACGGUCGAGACAACAGACAAACCUUUGAAUUGCUUUAGGAACCAGAUUGUCCUAGAGGAAUCGCGUUUUCCGCUAAAGCGAAACUUGUUGCUGUUUCGCAGCAAAACACGCCACUUGAUCAGUUACACUGACAAGAGCACAAUUCUCAAAACCCUCAAAGAAGUUGUGAAUUCUGGAGUCGUUAAUGCAAUACAUUGCGAUCUUCCCACGUUGGCAAGUUUCCAACACGACCUGAUUUUGUAUUUCCCUGCUACCCAAUUCUGGCAUUGCAAAAAUCUUGUGCAAGAUAUAACGGACAAAAACGAGCAGUUAGAAAUCAUCACUGCCGAGCACAAUCGAGCGCACAGAGCAGCUCAGGAAAACAUUAAACAAGUACUUCGGGACUAUUAUUUUCCCAAUAUGGCCAGUUUGGCCAAAGAAGUGGUUGCAAACUGCAGGGUCUGCACUAAAGCCAAAUACGAUAGGCACCCGAAGAAACAAGAACUCGGGGAAACACCUAUACCAAGUUAUACUGGCGAAAUAUUGCAUAUUGACAUUUUUUCGACAGACAAGAAACAGUUCUUGACCUGCGUAGACAAAUUCUCAAAAUUUGCAGUCGUCCAACCGAUAUUAUCCAGAACGAUAAUCGAUGUCACAAGCCCUCUACUGCAAAUUGUUAACCUUUUCCCCGCAACCAAGACAAUUUAUUGCGAUAACGAGGCGGCCUUCAAUUCCGAGACCAUCACUUCGAUGCUCCGAAACGCCUACGGCAUUUGCAUUGUGAAUGCGGCUCCGCUUCACAGCACCUCAAACGGCCAGGUGGAGCGCUUUCAUAGCACCCUGACCGAAAUUGCGAGAUGCCUCAAGUUAGACAAGAAAAUCAGCGACACUACAGAAUUAAUCUUAAAGGCUACGAUAGAGUACAACAAAAGUUUGCACUCAGUAACCCGCGAGAAACCAAUUGAGGUCGUUCAUGCAGCAGCUUCUGAUCGUCGCGGGAACGUCAAAAACAGGCUAAUUAAGGCACAGCAAGACAAUAUCAAAAGGUGCAAUGCAUCCAGGCAAAACCGCGUUUUCGAGAACAAAAGGUCGAAGCAGACCUGGGAACCCAACUCAGAGUUUAAACACCGUCUUAUAUUGUUCGUCCAUUUCAGGUUUGCACUCACUUUGCUUGUGGCACUAGCAGCGGUAAAUGCUCGGAUCACCGACUUCUCGCAUGCCAACUACAUUCCGGUCUUAGACGGGGAAGUACUGGUGUUCGAUCAACGUAGCUACUUGAGGCACUCAAGUAACAUUUCUGAAUUUGUUAGUAUGGUAGACGAGACGGAAAGACUGUCCGAUUCCUUUCCACAGUCGCAUAUGCGCAAACUACUAGACGUAGAUACAGAUCAUCUUAGAACAUUGUUGUCCGUUCUUCAAGUGCAUCACAGAUUUGCACGAAGCCUCGAUUUCUUAGGCACUGCCUUGACUGCCUUAAGCGUUACAGAGACGCAGUUGGUGGAGGCUAACUCCAAACAGAUACUAAUAAACUCCGAAACUCAAAAACAAAUAAACAGACUAACGGACACUAUCAAUAAAAUUAUCAGUUCCCGCAAAGGCGAUUUGGUUGACACUCCUCAUUUAUUCGAGACACUGUUGGCAAGAAAUAGAAUACUGAACACAGAAAUUCAAAAUUUAGUACUCACCAUAACGUUGGCAAAAGCAAACAUAGUAAAUCCUACAAUCCUUGAUCAUACCGAUCUAAAAUCACUUAUCGAACAAGAUACCUCAAUAGUUAGCUUAAUAGAAGCUUCUAAGAUCAAGGUCCUUCAGUCCGAGAAUAUUAUCCACAUAUUAAUAGCCUACCCUAAAGUUGAGUUUAGGUGCCAAAAGGUCUCCGUCUACCCCGUUUCACACCAACAAACCAUUCUGCGACUCGACGAGGACACGUUGGCGGAAUGCGAAAAGGAUACCUUUGCAGUUACUGGAUGCACCGUAACUACGCAUAACACCUUCUGCGAACGAGCACGGCGCGAAACCUGUGCUAGCUCCCUUCACGCGGGAAACAUCGCCAACUGCCACACUCAACCUAGCCACCUGAAAGCGAUAAUGCCUGUAGAUGACGGCGUCGUGGUUAUCAACGAAGCGACAGCGCGCGUCCGAACAGAUGAUGACGCAGAGGUAACCGUCUCAGGAACCUUCCUGAUAACUUUCGAACGGUCUGCAACUAUCAAUGGCACAGAAUUUGUAAACUUGCGCAAAUCACCAAGCAAGCAGCCUGGCAUCGUGAGGUCACCGCUCCUAAACAUCAUCGGACAUGACCCGGCACUAAGCAUACCACUCCUGCAUCGUAUGAACAUCAACAACUUGCUAUCAAUUCGAGAUUUCAAGGAGGAGGUAGUUGCGGCUGGCUCGCCUAAAUUCUGGUUCGCGGUUGGUGCGGUCCUGAAUGUCGGACUAAUUGGCUCAUUCUUCCUUUUUCUGGUGCUAAGGAAAAGACGAGCCUCCAUGCAGAUGCAGAAGGCGAUUGACAAACACGACAUGCCCGAGGACGGUCAUCAUCCUGAGGGGGGGUAG
Messenger RNA from Drosophila montana, 2886 nucleotides. RefSeq lists its product as uncharacterized. Gene Ontology annotation, biological process: DNA integration. Gene Ontology annotation, molecular function: nucleic acid binding. The record is from RefSeq and is a predicted model, not a curated record. NCBI's taxonomy places the organism in Eukaryota, Metazoa, Arthropoda, Insecta, Diptera, Drosophilidae.